AUGGGGCCCUUCCCAAACUCUAAUGGUUUCCUCUAUAUUCUACUAGCUGUUGACUAUGUUUCCAAAUGGGUGGAAGCGAUUCCCACCCGGACGGAUGAUGCUAAUGUUGUUCUUUCUUUUGUUCGCAAUAAUAUAAUGUCGCUUUGGAUCACCACGAGCAAUCUUGUGAAGCCUCAUAGGAAGGAUUGGAGUAUUAAGCUCGUAGAUGCACUUUGGGCCUACCAGACGGUUUACAAGACGCCAAUUGGCAUGAGCCCAUUCGGUUUGGUCUAUGGGAAGGCUUGCCAUCUCCCGGUGGAGAUAGAACAUAAAGCGUAUUGGGCCGUAAAAGAAUACAACACAGGAUUUGGGGUUGGAAUCGAAAGGAAGUUACAGUUAGUGGAGCUUGAGUGCCUUCGAUUGAAAGCCUAUGAGAAUUCAAGGCUCUACAAGGAGAAGAUGAAAGCAGUAAAUGAUAGAAACAUAAGAAGAAGAGAGUUUAGAGUGAUUGAGUUAGUUCUCCUCUAUAACUCUAGGUUGUGGUUGAUGCCCAGAAAGUUGAGGUCAAGGUGGGAAGGUCCUUAUAGAGUGGAGAAAGCAGAGCCAUAUGGGGUCUACCACCUAAGACAUCCUUCAAGCCCCAAUAUCUUCAAAGUUAAUGGCCAUCGUCUGAAGUUAUACCAUGGAGAGAAGAUGAAAAGCAACAAAGAGGUUGAGGUGUUCCUUCUUGAGGACAUCCCCGAAGGCGAAGAGAUUUGA
Messenger RNA from Arachis duranensis, 738 nucleotides. RefSeq lists its product as uncharacterized. Gene Ontology annotation, molecular function: nucleic acid binding. The transcript has 2 exons. NCBI's taxonomy places the organism in Eukaryota, Viridiplantae, Streptophyta, Magnoliopsida, Fabales, Fabaceae. The coding region runs from base 1 to 738 and encodes 245 amino acids. The record is from RefSeq and is a predicted model, not a curated record.